This is a messenger RNA of Cervus elaphus (red deer), 905 nucleotides long. Its product is annotated as cysteine and histidine-rich protein 1-like. Lineage: Eukaryota; Metazoa; Chordata; Mammalia; Artiodactyla; Cervidae. The transcript has 2 exons. The coding region runs from base 75 to 656 and encodes 193 amino acids. The record is from RefSeq and is a predicted model, not a curated record.
CCGGCUUCUACAUUCUUCUCCAAAGUUGAGGAUCCCUUUCCUGUCCCCUUAAACUCACUACCGCCUGAGGUGUCAUGGCCCCCAGGCCAGGGGGCGAGUGGAGCUCCGCCCUGUCCCACCUGGCGCUGGGAGCAGUGUCUCUGCACGCAGCCCUGAGCACUGCCCAGGCAAAUCGAGGGGCCGCUGCUGGUUUCUUGCUCCAGGCCCUGGCCGCUGCCACCAUGCUGGCUUCAGGGCUGGGCACAGAUGAAGACUGUCUUGCUGGAGCCUGGGUGGCCACUGUCAUUGGCCUGCCCCUUCUGGCCUUCGACUUCCACUGGGUGAAUGGGGACUGCUCCUCCGCCAACCUGCUUCUGGGAGGAGGCAUGGUGCUGGCAGUGGCUGGCGACCACCUUGGUGCUGAGGGCCGCUCUGUGGCUGGUCAGGCAGUGGUGCUGGUGGUCGCAGUGACUAUCCUCAUUGUGGCCGUUUUCACAACCAACUCUUAUGGAAUGUGGGGGGGUGUGAUGCUGGGUGCUGCAGGUCUUCUGAGCCGGCUGGAGGAGGACAGACUGCUGCUGCUGCUGCCAAAGGAGGACAUCUGUCGCUGGGCCCUGGCAGGGGGCAGCUGGGCCUACCACCGGGCCCUGCACACACAGCGCCUACAGUGGGAGUGAUGGCUGGAGACUGCAAGGCGAGGCUUCUGCCCAGCUACCACCUUCUUGCGAGUGAUAAACUCUCCUUCCUAAUGCCAGCUUUCUGCAGAUUGACUGUCUCCCUCUCUGGCUCAGUGUGAGGACUUGCCCAAAACAAAAAUGAGGGGGACCGGGUCCCAGGCACGUUCUCAGGCUUGAUUUUGGGCAGGCCAUGGUUGUGGAUCCAGAGAGAGGCUUGGUCUCCAAUAAACCUUAGGGAUUUAGCAGGAA